AUGCCUCAUUACGAUGAAGCUCAUGCUAAGCCGAAUGGCCCUGGCGAUGCGCGCCCAACAGCCUUGCAGAUCAUCAAAGACGAGAACCUUGAGAACAAACUCAAAGGUGAGGUCAUUGUCAUCACUGGUACCUCCUCUGGCAUCGGCAUUGAAACCACUCGUGCCCUGGCCAGCACUGGCGCCAUUCUCUUUCUCACGGCCCGAGACACGAGCAAAGCCCAAUCCGCCCUUGCUGAUAUCCUCGAACCUUCGCGUAUGCACAUUAUCGAGAUGGACCAGGCAAACCUCUCUUCCGUACGUGCCGCCGCCGCCGCCAUUCUUAGCAGGACUCCUAGAGUCCAUGUACUCGUGAACAAUGCCGGUAUUAUGGCAAUUCCCGACUUUCGCCUUACGGCAGAUGGCCACGAACUUCAAUUCGGCACAAACCAUCUGUCGCAUUUUCUGUUCUACAAGCUUCUAGAGCCCGCUCUUCUCGCAGCCGCCUGCUCCAGCCGCCCAUCUCGUGUCGUCAGUCUCGCUUCCUCAGCGCACAACGUCUGCGGGAUCAACGACUCCAACAACUACAACUUCCAGAAAGACCAUUACGACCCCAGCGUAGCGUACGCCCAGUCAAAAACUGCAAACAUAUACAUGGCCAACGAGAUUGAGCGCCGCUAUGGCUCGCGCCAUCUACACGCCACUAGCGUCCAUCCCGGCCUCGUUCAGACGGGGCUGACGCAGCAUAUGCCCCCGGACGCAUUCAAAGGUAUGGAACAUUUGUAUCCCACCAUGAAGAGCGUCGAACAGGGUGCUGCAACAUCGGUAUGGGCGGCGAUCGGCGAAACAUGGAAGCACAGGGGCGGCAAGUACCUCGUCGACUGCGCUGUUGCGGAGCCAUACAAAGAAGGCGAUGACAAGUACACUGCGCUUGGUUAUGCUCCGCAUGCUUACGAUGUGGAGAAGGCGGAGAGGCUGUGGAACGACUCGCUCAAGCUUGUGGGAUUGCCGAGUGAUGAGUGA
This is a messenger RNA of Alternaria incomplexa, 999 nucleotides long. RefSeq lists its product as uncharacterized. The transcript has a single exon. Bases 1 to 999 code for a protein of 332 amino acids. NCBI's taxonomy places the organism in Eukaryota, Fungi, Ascomycota, Dothideomycetes, Pleosporales, Pleosporaceae. The record is from RefSeq and is a predicted model, not a curated record.